Striga asiatica is the source of this 384-nucleotide messenger RNA. NCBI's taxonomy places the organism in Eukaryota, Viridiplantae, Streptophyta, Magnoliopsida, Lamiales, Orobanchaceae. The record is from the annotation of a GenBank genome assembly.
AUGAACGAGUCGUACACCACGCAGUCCACGGGUCGACCCGUACCCGCCAGAUCCAGCAAUAGACCCGUCAGAGUUUCCCGUCCGACGCAUUCGAAUCGUGCCUGGUACUCCUCCGAGCUCUUUGCCUCGGCCCGGCCUCCGGAGUCGAAGCCGUCGGAGAUUUCACGGGCCGAGAUGGGCCCGAAGGAAGGCCCGUUUGUGGAUUUUGUUAGGAGGAAUUUGGUGAGGGCGAUGGUGACCCGGAUGCCCUUAUGGGUUAACCGAUUUGCGAAUUGGAGCAUGGGGUUCACGUGGCCUUGGGUUGGGUACGGAAUGAUUAAGCAGUGGGCUUUGUUCUUUCCCUUGUCGUCAUCCAUGGUCGUCAGUGCUUAUGGGACCAUUUAG